Molecule: messenger RNA, 6331 nt
Organism: Amoebophrya sp. A25
Lineage: Eukaryota; Dinophyceae; Syndiniales; Amoebophryaceae
Source: the annotation of a GenBank genome assembly
CAGAUCCGGAAAUAUCCUAAUAUCACAGAGCACGAACAGCAUGCACAACAACACCAUCAGGGAUAUCAGCAUCAUCAACACGGUUCUGAACAACAUCAGUCAACGCAACAUUCUCACCCUCAUGUUUCAGAGGAACAGAAGCAGUGGACUCACUCAACGACUGGAAUUCAUCAGAAUGUUUCGCACGAACAUCAUAAUGUUGCUAACCAAACGGAUCAUCAUCAAGCUGGACAACGACCGCGAAUCCCCGAGAAGGGCACUGUUCUGACAAAUGAGAGGAAGGGAGAAACACGGUCGGUGGAGAAAGCGGAGAAAGCGGCAAAGGUACAAGAACUAGAAAAAAAGGCAGAUGCUGAGCAUCAGACAGAGGUGAGGCUGAGGGUGAAAGAAGGGCAACUCGAGAAGCAACUGCAGGAGGUCAGAGAAAUCAACAGAAAGGCGAGGAUGAAGGAGACGGAAGAGGCUAAAGGGCGAUCAAAGGAUGCAGGACAGGUGAAAGAAACAGCUUCCAAAUCAAAGGAUAAUUCUGAUGCAACUUCUCAAGAACAUCACCAACAAGGCACCGUGAAAGAGCUAGAGAAUGCCUUUGCUGCCGCGCAUCAAGAAGAACGGCAUGGCAAAAAAGAACGAGCAGAAGGCUCGCACAAACAGGAGAGCCGUUCCUCUCAUCUUAAGGAAAAAGCCAAGUCAGAGAUAGAGCGGCUGCGAGCGAGGGUGAGGAAAUUACAGGGCACUGGUGACCUAGCGGAGCAGGAGAAGCGGAUACCUCUGACUGAUCGGGUCAAACAGUUGCUCAGAUUAAGGCUUACCCCAGUCCAUCUUCUGGUCAAGCAUCCUGAAAGAGGUGGCUUUCAAGGAGAAAAGAGAAGCCGGCCGGAUGCUUCUCAAGAUGGAUUAGGGUGAGCUCGAAUCAGAGAAGAAGGAUUGCUGCCUCGGGAGAACAAGGGGGGAAUGAUGGAUGCGAACGCACUAGCAAAGAGGCAGCGACAGGGUGAACGUGGACGAGGUAAAGAUGGGGAUAGAGAACGAGGUGGCGAAGAUAAAACAAGGGAUGCGUCACAGGUAGAGGCCAAGCAACUGAAUGGUGGGAAGAUUCAAGGUGAAAGUCGUAAAGUGGUGACUCAGAUAACUACGCAAGAUCACGAUCAGAAGAUGUCAAAGAAGGAGACAGCUGCGUCGCAUCAGCAGGAGAUGAAAGUAGAGCAGGGAAGUCGUAAGUUAGAAACCUCCGUCAAGAUUCAAUCGGAGGAGCGCAAAGAAGAGGAGGCGUCAGCAUCACGACUGAAAAGGCAAAAUCUAGAGGCAAAAGUGGGAGUUGAAAGUGAUAAAUUGGAGACGAAGGUGGAAACGCAUGAUCGUGGGAAGACGCAUAGGAAGGUGACAGCCCAUCAUAGUGGGAAGAAUGAGGCCAGUGGUCACGGAGAAGCGUCUAACUCUGAGCCAUCGUCCCAGGGCUAUGCUUCGAACGAUGGAUCGAGUACAGCGUCAACGACCACUACGACUACAUCGACAACGUCAACGAGCAGCACGACAUCGACAACCACUACAACGACAGCAGAAGCAGUCACGACAACGACUGCACCUGCGUCGCCAUCAUUGCUAGUAUCAGAAAAUGUACCUGAGUCGGGAAAUGCAGUUCCGAUAUCCUUUGCCAUCUCCCUGUCGGUGGAUUCGAGUGGUAUGGAACAUGUGGUUGGUAAUGGUCCCACGUACUUGAAUGAAUCAAUUUUCUUCUACCUACUGUCGUUCCUUCAAGUCCCUUCGGUCCUAUACAGUUGUGGCUCUAGUUGUGUUUCUUUUCAUUUAUAUUUCGACGUCAAUGAAUAGACGAAACAAGAGCAAUGCAGCCAGAACUCUAACAUCUAUUCGCGAACGGCCGCUGAUGUCGUCGCUUCAGAGGCUUUCAAGGCUUCUGUCUCUAGAGCGCUUAGAAAAACCUAUGGAGCUGAAGCGGAGAUCGUGAGUGCGAAGGCCGUUCCUGGCGACAGAGAGGCAGCUUUGGAUGUCAACAGCAAAUUAGCAGUGGGUGUGGGAGAAGGUGCGUCAUCUGCUGGGAAAAGUAGACAUUUUUCUGUCUCUGCGACAGUACUAAUACCUAAAGAUCACGAACAAGGUGGGAAGUCUAGUACCAGUACAAUUGAAAGAGACAGAACAAACCAUCAAAGGCACUACAUCAGAAGUACAACUGGAGGUGGAAGAUUUCAGCAUUUUCUUUUGUCGGGGUCAUCUUCUAGGAAGAGCGGGCAGCGUCAGCACGAGAAGACGAUAGGAAUGUACCUGCCAGAAGCCUCAGAGGAAGAUACUGACGAGGACGUGAUAGAAGACCACGAGAUAAACUUCCAAGCUGAUCUACAAAGUGAGUUGUCAGAGGCGCUGCCGGCAGAUUUAAUGGCUAGAGUGGAGACAGUAGGCGAUAUGGAAAUAGGUGCAGUAAAGACGGUUCCGCCUUUGCACGCUGGGGAUGGAGUUAAGGCCUUGCUGCUUCACUUGUAGAAAAAUCCGUCCGCGUUGUAUUCUGUUCAGUUUUUUUUUGAUCUAGCAUGUAUUCCGAGGAUUAUAUGCCUCAUGUAACAACAUGGAUACUUACUUCUAUUCUUGUAAUAGCACGCCUCCUGAAUAGUCGACGCGUCUGAUGAUACUUCAAUAUUGUAACGACGCCAACAUCUUCUAAUCCCAACAUUUCUCUCCGCAUGUCACCUGGCUACUACUGUGCGAUUGAGGACUUGGAGUAUCUUAGCCGACGUGGACCCUGUAGGCAGCAUAAUGGAGGCUCAGCAUCUUCUAGUGGAAAUGGUUCAGGCAAAGCACAGGAAUUCACUUCCAAAUAUCAAUGCGAAGACGACUGCUUGAACGAAGGCGGCUGUGACGCUUUUUCUCUCGAUCUCAACGCCUACAACGCAGAUGGGACUGCGGUGAGUCUUAGCGACAUGUGCUGCACUCUGUAUACCAACUGCACUUUAGUCCACGUUGAUGGUCGACGUAAUGGUGGCGGUCGUGGGGACGGAGCUGGUCAAACGUCUCUGGUCUUUGGUCAAACGUCUAACAAAGGGUCGAACUAUUGGAGCAAUAGUACGACCUUUCCAGAAGACCAGGCGUUUUUUUCUAUGCUUGGAUAUCGCGUGCAGUAUGAUACGGUGAGUGACACGGUGAUAUCAUCUGGGAGCGCAGAUGCGGCGGAGCGCGUUCUUAAUGCCGUUCUGCUAUCCAAUGUCAGCAAUGGGCAGCCUACAUCAAAUAGCAGAGUCAUCGUGCGUCAUGCUCGCGUGCCUGGAAUCAACACUACCGAAAACGAGACAGAUGCUGUAGCGACGUACUUUGCGACGACGGAAAACGGAACAGGUACAACGAGAUCAUUGUAAGUUGUAUUUACCUGAGGUUCCUACCCCAAGGCCUCAUACCUCGUGAUAGAGAUUGGGUAGCGUUUGAUCACUUUGUAGUUCAUCGACACAAAACGUUGAUCCCGUCUUUGUGAUCCAAAUGACCUACAGAUGCAGAGCCCCAAUUUUGGCGACUACCUUUUCAAGCCGACGCUAAUCACCUUCUCCGGCGUAUCCGUAUUUUUGACGUUGCCGAUGGCACUGGACUUGACGGCCUCGAUAGAGGGCAUACGGAAUUACGGAUUCUUAGUGGUAUUGUUCUUCUUGUCCUCUCCGUAUUGGCACUACUUGUUUUGUUCUUUUUCUUGUAUCUUGGUAGAGGCUGUUGAUAAAGUAGUUGGAGGGAGUAGGAGUUUUUAUUUUUGUCUAGUUGUAACUGCUUCAAGAAUGCAAGAGGAGAGAUUAAACGACCGGUUAGUUGUUUACAGAGAAUCAUCAAAAAUGGGUGUUACAAUCUGCUCAAUCCUAUGCGCAUCCACGAACUCUAGGUGUUCCGGAUAGCAAUAAGACGCUGGAAGAAGUAGUAUGGCCGCUUGGCAGUCAGGAACCAACUUCGGGAAUUCCGGAAAGCGGACUAGAUAUUUUGCUAAAACCUUCGAGGCAAGCCUUGGGGAUCGAGCUUCGCAGUACGAAAACCAUUGUGGCUGUGAGGGGAAUACAGCUGGAUGCGGUACUAUUUGUGUAUAGGUGCAUAGUGGAUGGCCUUCGUCCGGCAGGGUGGGCAAGGCUUUAUAUGUAGAGAGAAUAGAAGCAAAGGCCUGAGGGGGGACGGGCUCGGGCGGCGUUCUAGAGUAGCGACUGCGUAGCGUGCGUAGAGGCGCGGGCAAAGGUCAACAGGACCCCCGCAGGGCCCACCGUUCUGGGAGCGUCAUCGGCUAGGGGCGUGCCUGAUUGGUUCGAAGACUGGCACUCAGUAGCGCCCCGGGCCCAAAUUCUCUCGGUUGUGGGUUCGUUGGGUGCGUAGCAAAGGAAAGGAAUUCACACGCCCAAAAAAGCUGGCGACUCGGCGGCGCCGCUGGGAGGCUUCUGCCGCUUGUGAAAGAAAGGAAGCACCGACGGCGCGGCGACAGCAGCGGAGGCCGAGCAUGCACGAGUCCCAGAGCUAAGGCACGGAGGCCGCUGGUUCGCCGGACUUUGAGGCGGUUGGGGUUUCUUGUGGCUUAUCGGAUUGGCUGCCCACGUGCUUACUAGUGGCCUGGUGGUAGUCUCUCGCGGCCUGGCCUUUCGUGGUCGAGGGCCUUGGCAUUUGCCUGAAGAAUAUAGAUUUUCCCGCGCGCUAUACAGGAGCGCGGGAACCGCAGGGGGCCACAGUAGCAGAGCGUGCAACGCUGUAGAAGAGCAAGGGACCCGAUGGGCAAGAACUCACCCCACAAACUGGCGACACGCACUCAGGAGCCAGGGGGGUGGCUGAAGCAGGGGGGUGGACGCGGGGCGGCUUCUGGUUGGGUGGGAUCGUUUGGCGCUCAACGUGACACAGCCAGGUUGCGGCUGGCCAUUAUGCGCGCCGGCUAGCUGUCUCGCCUCCGCGUUGUUCGGGCUUCAUCGCUGUAAACUAGGCCCCUUUUGCGCCAUUUUUGUGCGUGCGUGAAUGAGUUCGCUAUCGUGAGUGGAUGGGGCUGGUUUCUCGUUUCUUUCUGGCUUCUUUAGCUUUCUGCCUAGCUAGGGCUUUGGGCUUGGCUCCUCUCUGUUGGCCCUUGUCGGGCCAGCUUUUUGAGGUUGGGUUUGUAUGCGAUCAGCAGCGGGGCGUGUCAUGGUGAGCCGGUGCCCAUGAUUAUGGCGCGCUGUGGUGGGCUGUUGCUGAUGCGACUGCCCACCUCCCUAGGGUUUCUCCACCUGGAAGCCUGGGGGGUGGGACGCCAUGGGCGGAAGCAUCCGCGCGCUGGGUUAGUAAAUAUUUGAAUAUAUUUAGUGCUUCUUUUCAGCUUUUCCCUUGUGUCGUUGACCAGUUCCCAUGAGCGUGAGCGGGAGGGCGAGCAUGCACGUCCCUACUUACUUUUCCUUCUUCUUGCUGCAGUUGCUCUGCGUGCAGUAAGAUCGUACCAAAAUCAGGGACAACGUAAAACGUCUGUAGUGUGCGGCUCCUACUAUUUCUACCCCAGCAUCCAUCUCGCGCUCAGGUUGAUGUCGAGCGUGUAUCCGCCGCGGCUCAGGCUGAGUUUGAUACCGUUGGCAGCUUAAUGCAGAUCGGAGGCGUGUAUAACUUGGAACAGCAUGUGUCGGACAUCAUGCAUCGCAUGCGAAAUUUUUAUGAGGAUAUGCUUGGUCGCUGAUUAAUUUCGAACAUAGAAGCGGAAGCUUCCUCUAUUUGAAUUUUCCUUCUGAAGAUGCAUAGACAAUCAAUGGUUUUGAAAAAUUCCAAGAAACAAACUAUACCUGGUCGCACGAGUAGGUGUAAGUGCGAUUUAAGGAUUAAGGCUUGAGUAUUGCUGUAUCCAAGACAAAAUACAUGGUAAUUCUUGCGAUGUACUGACGUUUUUCCCGUACUACUGUAACAGCCAGAUAGCAGGUUCGGUUUUGCUGAUAAUUACCUCCGCGUUUACAGAGUUUUUUAGAGUGUACAUCAUUGUCGUCGUUACACAGGCACAGUAUGCAGUCCUACAGUUUCAGUAAGCCUAAAUCAAGACUAGUAGUGGCCUAUCGUAGGAAAAUUAUGAACGACUGAUUUCUGACUGUAUUCUUACUAUUGUUGUCGUCUAAUUUUGUGGGAGUAGGUUGCGGUCCUCUUUUUGUGUUACUAGUAUGACUCCUUUGAUGUACCUCAGUCAUGUAUAGAAUGGAACAGUAGAUAUCGUGAAUCAACAAGAGUGCGGAAAAAAGAAAAUGGGAUAUCCCUCCCCCACAGGCACUUCAUUCUUUGUAGCUAAAAUUGAAUUUUAGAUCGAUUCUGAUUGAAGAAGAAGAACAUGUAUGGAAGAAAGUUGGAUAGAAGAACUCGGCACCAAGUUACACACUAC